Arabis nemorensis is the source of this 720-nucleotide messenger RNA. Lineage: Eukaryota; Viridiplantae; Streptophyta; Magnoliopsida; Brassicales; Brassicaceae. The record is from the annotation of a GenBank genome assembly.
AUGGACCAAAGCAGUGCUCUUCUUACCUGGACUUACUUCUCUCAUGGAAAGACAAUGGAAGAGCUAAGACAGACUCUUGUGUACACAACGCUAGAGCUAGAACAAACGAAGGUGGUGGCUCAAGAGGAACUAAGGAAGAGAGAUGAACAACUGAUCCAUCUCGAACAUGUUCUAAUGAAAACCCUCAGAGAAAGAGACGAAGCUCUCGAGAAAUGUCACCACCUUUUAGUCGACAAUCUCUUGCUUCAACAGAAACAUAUCACUCCUCCUUUAUCAGGAGCUUCAAGCAUUGAAGAAGAGCAGCUUCAGCCUAACUCCAACAAGAGCUUUUCGUCUUCAGACACGGAAGAGAGCGUCAUGUCACCAUCAGUGAUCGAUCCGGUGAUAAUGGACCAGGCAUCUGUUGAUGUAUCAGGAACUGAAAUAAUGGCUACAUUGUUGUUGGAAAAGCCACUGCCUGAAAAGGGACAGCUCUUACAAGCUGUUCUCAAGGCAGGCCCUUUGCUUCAGACACUCCUUUUAGCCGGUCCUCUGCCUCAGUGGCGCCACCCGCCACCACCUGUUGAGACCUCUGAGAUCCCUCCGGUCACCGUCCCACCACCGCAGUUUCAGAGCCCAGUUGUCAACAAUGGUUGUGGGGAUUCCAACAAGAAAAGGGCGUGCUCAAAAAUCUCUGAUGGGUCUUAUUCAGAAACCAAGUAUCAGAAAGUUCUGCUUUGA